AAGCAGAGGCUGAAGAUACAAAGAAGACAGAGACAGAGACGCAAUGAUGAAGAGCUUCCAGUCGAAACUGCUCUUGGUCAGCUUGGUUCUAAUGACCAUUGUCUGCCUGAGCGAGUGUCGCUCCCUGCUGACGGUUGAUCAACAGCACACCUCCCUCACAGCCGAAAAUGAUAUGGAUGCAGACAGCGUGGACACAGUGCUGCUGAGGCAGAAGAGGAUGUCACACCUUUCCGUCUGCGUCUACUGCUGUAACUGCUGUAAAACGAGGAGAACAAAGAAAACCUGCGGUGUUUGCUGCCGACUGUAGUCACAGCCCUGGGGGAUGCCCAGGCCACUAACUGCAACCUUGGCCAUCCUUAUUUAUAGUUUUCCAGCUGCUGAACAUUGCACACCCACCUCGGCUGCUGAGGGUAAAGGGUCCACGUUGUGCACAGAACAGUCCACAUAGUCCUUUCCUCCGAGUAAUGGCUCCACACCAGCCUCCUCUCCAACACCCUUAUCUCUGUCUUUGUUUUAUUUAGAGAUGCAGUAUGGUAACAGGCUCUCCUAGCCCAAUGAGCCCACUGCCCAAUUACACCCAUGUGACCUACUAACUCACACAUUUUUGGCUUGUGGGAGGAAACCGGAGCACCUGGAGGAAACCCACACAGUUAGUCACGAGGAGAACAUACAAACUCCUUAAAGACAGUGGCAGGAAUUGAACCCUGAUUGCUGGCACUGUAAUAGCGUUAUGCUAACAGCUACUCCCCCAUGCUCUCCAACAUCCCUGGAAACACUUUUGGAGAAGGGGCUGCAGCAAUCUGACCCACACCAGCGAUCAGGCAGCUGGCAGUUUGCACUGCCUACAAGUGGCUGUGUACACCAGUGACACGCCAGCAAUGCCUUGACCAAACACGUAUGUAUACAUGAACAUCAAGACCCUUGUCUGGCUGUGUAUGCAGUCAUCGUGUGUCUGUGAUUGCAUGCAUCACUUGCAUCUACACACACUCAGGAUUCUGUAUGGAUGUAAUCUAAGACUAAUGUCACUAAAACAAAUGUCGGCUGAGUUCCAGAUCACUCUCUGCCCACAGUUUGAUUCAUACCAUGUCAUUAAACCUAUAUCAGAAAGUUGCACCAGUUUUCUCCAGGGACAAUAUGUAAAUAUUGUGUUUUUUAAAUGUAUAUAAAUAAAACCCACUUUCAUCUUUACAAUGUCUCUGACUCUGUCCUUAAUCCUGCACUGGGAAGUGAAUUCAGAAACCAGAGAUGCAAAGGGAUCUUGUGCAGGAUUCUCUCAAGGUUAACUUGCAGGUUUAGUCAGUGGUGAGGAAGGCAAAUGCAAUGGUCAGACCAGCUUAGAGUGCUGCGAGCAGUUUUGAGCCCCUUAUUUCAGAAAAGAUCUGUUGACAUUGGAGAAGGUCCAAUGAGCCCAAGAUUGAAAGGGUUAAUGUAUGAGGAGCACUUGAUGGUAGUGGGUACUCAAUGGAGUUUAGGAGAAUGAGAGGGGAUCUUAUUGAAACAUUGAAUAUUGAAAAUCCUGGAUAGAGUGGACGGAGAGGGUAUUCCCUGUAAUGUAACGCAGUCUCAGAGUAGAGGAACGUCCCUUUAGACCAAAGAUGAGGAAGAAUUUCUUUAGCCAGAGGGUGGUGAAUCUGUUGAAUUCAUAGACACAAAUGGCUGUGGAGGCCAAGUCAUUAGGUAGAUUAUAAAAUGGAGUUUGAUAGGUUCUUGAUAGGGUCAAAGGUUACACGAAAAGGCAGGAGAAUGGGGUUAAGGAGGAAAAUAAAUCAGUCAUGAUGGAAUGGCAGAAUAGACUCAAUGGGCCAAAUGGCCUGAUUCUGUUCCUGUAUCUUGUCCUCUACCCCAUUCUUUAGAAGUUCUUAACACAAGAGAUUCUGCAGAUGCUGGAAAUCCAGACCAACUCACACAAAAUGCAGGAGGAGCUCAGCAGGUCAGGCACAGUUGAUGGCGUAAACAGUUUUGGGCUGAGACCCUUCCCAGUACUGAUUAGGAAUGAAUACUGUGUUCCUCAAAUGCUUUGUGUGCAUU
Molecule: messenger RNA, 2028 nt
Organism: Hypanus sabinus (Atlantic stingray)
Lineage: Eukaryota; Metazoa; Chordata; Chondrichthyes; Myliobatiformes; Dasyatidae
Gene: hamp
Product: hepcidin antimicrobial peptide
Exons: 3
Coding region: 44-307 (87 amino acids)
Biological process (GO): intracellular iron ion homeostasis
Cellular component (GO): extracellular region
Source: RefSeq, a predicted model, not a curated record